AUGGCACAUAGGUUCUUCUCAUCUAGGCCUACGAACAGAUUCAGCGCCAGAUUCGCCUUUAUAUUCACUUUGUCACUGUCUUGCACCUAUUUAUGCUAUAGUAUUAUUUUUUGUCGCGGCACAAUCAUGACAAACCAGGGUUACGAGGGGGACAGAUGCCCGCCGAGCAAGAACGCAGGAGGGAAGAAACUUCUUGGAAAUUUAGAAAAUUGCGCUUCGCUGGAAGUCAGGUCCGCCCUGGAUGAGACUGCUGCCCAGCGAGGAUCAAGUGAUCCCCGCGACCAAACUAAAGCCCCCGCCUCGUCUGGAAGUCACUGGACUGACGUGAAGUUAGGAAACAUGAGCGUUGCGCAGAAAUAUGGGAAUAAGAAGCUGCCUAAUGCGUUAAUAGUCGGGGUAAAGAAAGGAGGCACCAGGGCGGUGCUGGAGUUCAUCCGGAUACAUCCAGAUGUGCGCGCGCUCGGAACAGAGCCGCACUUUUUCGACAGAAACUACGACAGAGGGCUGGACUGGUACAGGGGACUAAUGCCACGAACACUAGACAGCCAGAUCACAUUAGAGAAGACUCCCAGCUACUUUGUCACCACAGAGGCACCCAGACGCAUCUCCAGCAUGUCCCAUGAGACCAAGCUGAUUGUUGUGGUGCGUAACCCUGUCACAAGAGCCAUCUCUGACUACACUCAGACUCUUUCCAAGAAACCCGACAUCCCUACGUUUGAAGAGCUGGCCUUUAAGAACAGAAGUUUAGGUCUAGUCGACACUUCCUGGAACGCCAUUCGGAUCGGGAUGUAUAUUCUGCACCUGGAGAACUGGCUGCAGUACUUUCGCCUGUCGCAGAUGCACUUUGUGAGUGGGGAGCGGCUGAUCACCGAUCCGGCAGGGGAGAUGGGACGUGUUCAGGACUUUUUAGGUCUGAAACGAAUAAUCACGGACAAGCACUUCUACUUUAAUCGAACCAAAGGCUUCCCCUGUCUGAAGAAGCCGGAGAGCAGCAGCCAGCCACGCUGCCUCGGUAAAUCCAAGGGUAGGACUCAUGUGCAGAUCGACCAGGAGGUCAUAGACCAGCUGCAGGAGUUUUAUAGGCCAUUUAAUAUCAAAUUCUAUGAAACUGUGGGACAAGACUUCAAGUGGGAUUGA
Molecule: messenger RNA, 1137 nt
Organism: Toxotes jaculatrix (banded archerfish)
Lineage: Eukaryota; Metazoa; Chordata; Actinopteri; Toxotidae
Gene: hs3st2
Product: heparan sulfate (glucosamine) 3-O-sulfotransferase 2
Exons: 2
Coding region: 1-1137 (378 amino acids)
Molecular function (GO): [heparan sulfate]-glucosamine 3-sulfotransferase activity
Source: RefSeq, a predicted model, not a curated record